UUAAAUCGUUGGCUUAACUUCACACACAAACAAAGGCGUUUUGAAGUGGAUACAGAGAGAGAGAGAGAUGGGGUUCGUGCUUUGAGACUCUCCCCAGAUUUCGUCAAUUUUUUAAGCCUUUCUACUCUUUCAAGAUGUCGGAGGGAAUCGCACAGUCCUCGCGGUACGUGAAGCUUAAGAAGGAUCAGGCGCCAGUGGAGGAUAUUACGCCCGGAGAGCUCAAUCAACCAAUUGAGGUUCCUCAGUUGAUUGUUCACAGAUGCAAUGAGUGUGGGCAACCCCUACCUGAAAGCUACCAGCCCCCAGCUGAUGAAGAUUGGACAACUGGAAUUUGUGGCUGUGCCGAAGAUAGGGAGAGUUGCUGGACUGGGCUGUUUUGCCCCUGUGUGUUGUUUGGGCAUAAUGUUGAGCAACUGAGAGAAGAUAUCCCCUGGACCAAUGCUUGCGUUUGUCAUGCCUUAUGUGUUGAAGGUGGAAUGACACUUGCUGCAGCAACAGCACUUUUCCAUGGCAUUGAUCCCAAAACGUCAUUUCUCAUUUGUGAAGGCCUGCUAUUUACUUGGUGGAUGUGUGGUAUCUAUACUGGCCUGUUUCGGCAAUCAUUGCAGAAGCAGUAUCAUCUCAAGAACUCACCGUGUGACCCAUGCCUGGUGCACUGCUGCAUGCACUGGUGUGCUAUAUGUCAGGAGCAUAGGGAGAUGAAGGGACAUCUAUCCAGUAAUUCUGCCAUGCCCAUGACCAUUGUUAAUCCUCCUCCAGUUCAAGAGAUGGAUGCAGGUGGAAACCAGGAAGCUGCACCGUCUUCUAAAAAUGGCACCGAACACACCACCAUGGAGAUACAGCCUUUGUAGGAUUUGCCUCUUGCUGUAUACAGAACUCAAAACAGCAUUUUUGUCCCUUUUUUUUUUGGGGUAUAUUUUUGUUUUUUGGAUUUGAAGCAAAACAAAGUAUGUGAGACUCCAGGAUGCUUGAUGGUAUCAAAAGUGCUGAAUUCGCAGGUUGUUGAUAGAAA
Vitis vinifera (wine grape) is the source of this 1012-nucleotide messenger RNA. RefSeq names its product cell number regulator 6. Bases 135 to 851 code for a protein of 238 amino acids. The record is from RefSeq and is a predicted model, not a curated record. NCBI's taxonomy places the organism in Eukaryota, Viridiplantae, Streptophyta, Magnoliopsida, Vitales, Vitaceae. The transcript has 5 exons.